AUGGCAAGUGUGGAGAGGCAUGUUGUUCACGGGAAGACCGGUGGCGAAGAGACUCGACAAGACAAUGGACUAGAUAUGAAGACUUUGUUUGUUAGAUCAAUCCCAGCUGAUGUGAGUGACGAGGAAUUGAGCGAGUUUUUCUCGAAUUUUGCGCCAAUCAAGCAUGCGGUUGUUGUGAAGGACGCUCAGAAGAAAUCUAGAGGAUUUGGGUUCGUUAGUUUUGCUGUGGAAGAAGACACUUUGGAGGCCCUUAAGCAGGCAAGAAAGACUAAGCUGAGGAACAAUUUGCUUCGAAUUGACAUCGCAAAGCGGAGAGACCGUAGUAAGAAGAGGGAUGAGGUGGCACCAGCGGGAGCUGUGGAGGAAACGAAGUCGAAAAAUGACCUGGCUGACGAAGAAUCCUUACUGCGGGGAAAGCCAAAGAUAAUCAUAAGAAACAUGCCAUGGAGCUGCCGUGACGCUGACAAGCUGAAGAAGAUCUUUGGGAAGUUUGGAACUGUCGUGGAAGCCAAGAUUCCCAAGAAGAGCGACGGAAGACUCUGCGGGUUCGCAUUCGUAACGAUGAAGAAGCUUGCAAACUGUAGAGCUGCCAUCGAAGGCAGCAGGGAUUUGAAAAUAGAUGGCAGGUCUGUGGCGGUUGACUUUGCGGUGCAGAAGAGUAAAUGGGAGGAGUACAACAAGACGAAGGAAGAUCAAGCGGAAGCUGGUCAUGCCCAUUCUCAAUCAGAGGAGGAGGACCAGGUUGAAAAUGAUGAAGAAGAGGGCCAAGAGAGCGGUGACGACUCUGAAAUCGAGAGCGAGCAUUCCGAUGAGGAGUUGGAAGGAGACCAAGGGGAGCAAGAGAGACUUGUUGCAUCGAACAAAAAUAGAAGAGAAAAUUUCUCUGUUUUUGUUAGAAAUGUUCCUUACGAUGCUACGGAGGAGUCCUUGGCUGAACACUUCUCUAAGUUUGGGCCCGUGAAAUACGCGCUUCCAGUGAUUGAUAAGCAAACUGGACUAGCUAAAGGUACCGCGUUCGUUGCCUUCAAGAGCGAAAAUGCUUACAAUGACUGUCUGAGGAACGCGCCCGCUGCCGGAGCUACCUCUCUUUUGAUAGGUGACGAUGUUCAACCGCAGUACGUUUACGAAGGCCGUGUCUUGUCCAUAUCACCUACUUUGAAAAGGGAAGACGCAAGCCAAAUGGCUGAGAAAAAUGCUGCGAAGAGGAAGGAAAUACUUGGCAAGGCCCCUGGUGAGCGUGACAAACGUAACUUGUACCUACUAAACGAAGGUAAGGUUAUCGAGGGCUCCAAAUUGGCUAGUCUGCUGAGUCCGAAAGAUAUGGAGAUUAGAGAGGCGUCUUACAAGCUACGUGUUGAUCAGUUGAAGAAAAAUCCCUCUCUGCAUUUGUCCCUGACAAGGUUGGCGAUAAGAAAUCUGCCCAGAGCGAUGACUGACAAGUCGUUGAAAGCGCUGGCUAGAAAAGCUAUUGUCGAGUUUUCAACUCAGGUUAAAAACGGUGAAAGACAUCCAUUGAGUAAAGAAGAACUUAUCAGGUCAACGAAGGAGAAAUACAAGUUCAUGUCGCCGGAAGAAAUUGAACGCGAAAAGAAGAAAGAUAAGAAGCAUGGUGUGGUCAAACAGGCGAAAGUUAUCAUGGAAGUCAAGGGCGCCAAUGUUGGUAGAAGUAGAGGAUAUGGUUUUGUGGAAUAUAAGGAUCAUAAACACGCUUUGAUGGGACUAAGAUGGUUGAAUGUUCAUCAAGUUACCAUGGAAGAAGUUCAGAACGGCGAUACUGAAGAAGCUAAAACUGCAGUUGAUUCCGAUUCCUUCAAAAGUAGACGUUUAUGUGUAGAGUUUGCAAUCGAAAAUGCAAACGUGGUGAAAAGAAGAAGAGAGAAUGUCAAACAAGCCAGGGAGAGCGCUAAGAGAAGGCAUGAGGAAGCUGAAGAUAAGGGAAAUAACUUUAAGAAGGCAAAAAUCGAUUCCGCCGCAAGCAAAACGAGCGAUAAGGCUACUAAAAGCGGCCUCAGUGAUGACGCUAAAAGGCUGAUAGGGUUGAAGCGUAAAAGAAAGAGCUUGAAAAAGUGA
Messenger RNA from Torulaspora globosa, 2070 nucleotides. RefSeq names its product mRNA-binding ribosome biosynthesis protein NOP4 (gene NOP4). Bases 1 to 2070 code for a protein of 689 amino acids. Lineage: Eukaryota; Fungi; Ascomycota; Saccharomycetes; Saccharomycetales; Saccharomycetaceae. The transcript has a single exon. Gene Ontology annotation, molecular function: RNA binding. The record is from RefSeq and is a predicted model, not a curated record.